AUGGGCAGAAAUGUACCUAGGAAACCCAAAAAAACAUCUGAGGAAUCAGAUGUUAAGAAUAAAAAGAAAACUACCGGCUCUUCAUUUAAAGCAGUAGUCACAAGCGAUGGAAAGGAUUUUAUCCCCUUUGAGGAAGCAGAAGAUAAAUCAACUGACGAGGAGUUAGAAAAGUUAGGGUUACCGCGUUCGUUUACUCCUGAAGCGACAGAUGAUGAAAUAGAGGAUCUUGAGGAUGAAUACGAGGAGGGUCAGGAUGAAGAAGAGGAAGAGGAGCAGGAUAGAGUAGAUUGGGGAAAAAAGUUAAAGAACUACUACGUCGACAGCUCCGAUGAUGAGUUGGACGAAGAAGCACUGGAAGAUCGUAUCGCAGAAGCACGUGAUAUCACGGCUGAAAUGUAUGAAGAUGUUGAGGAAGAGGACGCGGACUUGGAUCAAUACGUAGAUGUGGAAAAGGAGGACGACACAACAGCACUUGACACAUUGAUUGAAAAUUUGUCUGAAUCGCUGAAGAAGGACUCGGAAAAGGUUACACUGCCGGACGAUUUCUUUGUACUAAGCGAUGAGCAGAAGAAGGAAUUUCUGGACAAGGAGCACCCGGAGUUUUUACUACUCUUGAAGGAGUUUAAGGAAAAGUCGGACAUAUCAAACGAGCAAAUAUUUAAGCUCCUGAGUGACCCGAAGUCAUUUAAACUAUGCACGAAAGACGGCUUGGAGUACUUGGAUAUUAGGAAUGAGCUGUUCCUGAUGUACUUAUCCUAUUUAACAUACUAUUUGCUCCUGAAGGUGCACGGAAUAUCGAUAGAAAAUCACCCAGUAAUAGAUAGGCUAUUGGAGAUAAGACUGUUGCUAGACAAGGCGAAACCAAUAGAAAAUAAAUUGCAGUAUCAAAUAUCGAAAUUGCUCAAUAAUUUGAAGAGUAAAGAGGAGAGUUUGGUACCAAGAAUAGAGAACAUGGAGUUGAACAAUAUGGAUAAUAAAAAGUACAAGGCACCGAAGAAUAUAAUUAAUCAAGUACACAACGAGGAGGAUAAGGAAGAAGACGAGAAGGAUGAAAGACAUAAAUUCAUGAAAAAAAUGAACGAAAUAGAAGAAUAUGAAAUGGAAAGAAUGAGACGUAUACCACUGACGAAAAAAUAUAAAAAAUAUAUGCAAACGAUGGAGAAAAAACAUAAGAACUUGAUCGGAACAAAUUUACAAGAUUUGACAAGUUUCACAAAUGAGAAGACGAGAGUGAAGAGUAACUCAAAUGACUUGAACGUAGCGGCACAGAAAUUGAGACAAAGCGUAAUAAUGUCAGAAAAAAGAAAUAACCCAGAUAUGGUGUACACAAACAAGACCGAUAGAAUAAUAAAAAAGAGGAAGUCGAUUAGUAACGAAGGUGAUAGUAAGAGUAGCAGGAACGGAAAAAAUAAAGAACAUAGACAAAAAAGGGAUGAAAUAGAUAAAAUAAAGGAAAAUUAUAAUAAAAUAAAAGAAAAUAGAAAACAAAAAUAUCAACAAAGUAAUGUAAGAGUAUAUAAGCCAGAAGAAGUAAUAGAAGGAAAGAGAGAUAUCGGAAAGGAUAUUAUGAAAAACAGAGGACUGGUAGUAAAAAGAGAUAAGACGCAAGGAAACGCAAGAGUAACAAAUCGCAGAAAGUUUGAAAAGAAAAUGAAAAUAUAUAACGCAAUGACGAAUAAAAAUAGAAAGGAAGCACCAGAUUACGUAGGAGAAGAAACGGGAAUAAAUAUAAAUAAGAAAAAGUCACUAAACGCAUAA
Theileria orientalis strain Shintoku is the source of this 1758-nucleotide messenger RNA. Its product is annotated as disrupter of silencing protein. Gene Ontology annotation, biological process: maturation of SSU-rRNA from tricistronic rRNA transcript (SSU-rRNA, 5.8S rRNA, LSU-rRNA). Bases 1 to 1758 code for a protein of 585 amino acids. The record is from RefSeq and is a predicted model, not a curated record. Gene Ontology annotation, cellular component: nucleolus; small-subunit processome. The transcript has 9 exons. NCBI's taxonomy places the organism in Eukaryota, Apicomplexa, Aconoidasida, Piroplasmida, Theileriidae.